CAAUAUAUCUUUUAUACUCAUUCAGUGUGCAGUCCCAUUCAAUAUUUCUGCAUGCCAUUCAUGCGCUUUUCUGGGGUGCUUAUCACAAUGGUACCUGAGUGCUUCACAAACGUUAAUUUACUUGUCUUCACAAAACCGAAUACUCAUACUUCACUAGACUGAAAUAAGACAAACCCCACUGUUUGUUCAAAGUGCUUGACACAAAUAGUGAUUAAAUAUAUAUGUGUACACACUUAUUUCUCCCUUUAUAGAGCCUCAGAGGAUGUGCAAAUUUCUUAAAACAACCCAAUAAACUCUGUACUCGGCCAAACAUGAAUACAAUUGAACUUUAGCACCUUGCUCUGGGCUGUUUUCAUGCCACCACUUCAUGGAAUGAUCUCCCUAUUUUUUGCCAAGUUACUACAUUCUCCUUAAUCACAUCCCUCUUAAAAAUUCAAUUUUUUCAUCAUUUCCAGAAAACAUUAUAAUAUAUAAAUAUAGUAAUAUAUUGUAAGCUAUGGAGGUGGCAUUAUCCCUAUUGUAGGGCAGGUGAUGAACUAAGGCAUAGAGAAGUUGCAGCCAAAAUUGUCAGGUGUUCACUAAAAUCAGGAGACUUGAUUUCUCAGAGUAGGUAGCAUUUUUAUAGCAUUUCAUAUAUUCAACUGCAGCUCUAAUUGACUUUGUGAGUGCUCAGCUCUUCUGCAAAUCUGACUCUAUGUGUCUCAAGUUGGGAACUUUGAAAUAAGGGACACAAUUUGCAGCCACCUGUGAAUAUGUUGGUUUAAGUGACUUGUCAGCAUUACGUAAGAACUCCAUGGCAGAAGCUGAAAUACAAUUCAGUUCUCCAAGAUGAUAUUUAACUGCUUAAACCUCAAAACCCUCCUUUCUCUUCCUUACAGUCCUUCCUCAUUCACUACACACUUCCUAACUUCUGCAGCAAAUGAGAUGGGUCCUGCAGACGACAGCUUCAUUCACUGCACAAUCCGGAUUCAUUCCCUGAACACAAUUUAGUGUGGGGUGAAUGAGUUAGGGGUCUUGUGGGAAAAAUAGCAUGUGAUCCUGUAAUUACAGACAAGAUGCACAAGGGGAUACGUUACAGUUGCAUGGAAAACCUUAACUCUAGCAUGUCCUCCCUUUUGAGUGCUUGACUUUGGAACAUUAACUUACUUUUAAAAUAGAUUUUUGCAUGUUAUUUCCUAUUUCAAAACAAAACAGAAAAACCAGAACCAUAUUGACCUAGCUUAUAUCAAUAGCAGGGUUGGAACUUUUAGGUACAUGGCACAGGUCUCUACCAUUUGAGCUAAUGAAGUAACUGGUGGCAGUAGCAGGCUUUUCUCCUGUGUGGAUCAUCCACUAGAGGGAGAUGACACUUGCCAGUGGGUUUCACAGCUGUUUGCUAGGCAGCAGUGGAGUAUUUAGACUCAGGAAUCCUGGAUUCUGUUCCAGAUUCUGGAAGUGAGUGUGCUUUUGCUGUUACAGACUCUUCUUUCCCUGCCUGUCCUAUGCUGCCCCUGUGAAGCCUGUCUCUGUGCCUCCCCUUCUCCCCCUAAAUUCCAGUAAGGCAUCAUCCUUUUCCUCCUGGGUGCUAGCAGGGGGACCAUUGAGAGUAUAGAUGAGAGAGUCUCCUUGCUGUGAGUUCCACUGCCCAACAUCUGGGUGCUGAGAGCAACAAUGGCUGGACAAGUCCUGCUCAGCUCCUGGAUCCCUGGACUGGAACAGGCUCAAUCACUCUGGGGAUGUUGCCUGCUCAGUCUGGUUGCCCCAAAGGAGCUAUGGGGGUGGAGAGUGCUCACUAGAGAUAGAAUCUUACCUGAUAAUUUACCUGCUAAAUGCUAAUACAUCUCUACUGAGCAUGUGCAAACUCUGAUUUUUCAGAGACAUAUAAAGUGGCCAAAUUUGGGUGAACUGUCCUAGGGGCAGAGUUAGCAAGUCUACUAAAUUACAUGAAAGCAAAACUAUAAAGACUGUAAUUGUACUGUGAAAUACUGUACGUAUUGCUAUAUCCUGCAUUCAGAAAUGGAAUGACAUCACAUGCUGGAGUCUGUUAUUGUGCUAAUAAAAUUAGUAACCUUCAAUUUUUGUAUUGAGUUCUAACUCACAGGUAUUCUUAUAAUUAUGAUUUUGUAUCAUUGGUAAUCAGUUAGUUUCUUCCUCAGUCCUCUUAUUUGCUGGUGAUUAUGUACGUGGGCAUAUAUAGUAGGUAAUGAGUUCUUAUAUUUUUCUAUUCAUGUAAUGGUAAGGUCUUGACAAGUAAAGUAACUGUUAACCCAAAAAAUGUUCCUGUAUGAGCUAGUCAGAUUUGCAUUUCUAACACACAAACUUUAAUGUGGAAUUUCUGCACAGAUUAAAGGUAAUUCCCAUAUUACUUUAGUUUUGAAUCCUUCUAGAAAGAUACCAUACAAAUUAAUUAAACUAGUCAUUUUUUGAUGUGUUCAACGAGGGCAACGUUCACUAUAAAGCCUAGGUGUAAAUGGACUUUGUUUAGGAAUCAAAGUGAUGUUUAUUCAGGCCUAUGCACUGGAAUAGCAGCUGCUGCCUUUUUAUACCCAUAAUGCAGCCAUUCCAAACAACUCGGUCUACUCUCCCUUCUGUGCCAUCAUCUUUGGAGCAAGAACGAAACUCCUCUAACCAGUCUGUGUCUCAUUGCUCUGCACCAACACCAUGCAUGGGUUUCAAGGGACCAGGGACUUUUCCUGUAAAUUACUCAAGCAGAGAUACGCCAAAGCAAUAUCGUUUUCUUCUAAACAAGGACUUGUUGUGGGUUCAGUUCUCAGGAUUCCACACUGAUUUACACCAUCAUAAGGACAAUUCUUUGGUAUCCAUUUCAGAUGAACCGGACACAUUAUACAGGAAAUUAUCAGUUUUAGUUAAAGGCCAUGAUAAAACUGUGUUGGACAGUUACGAAUAUUUUGCAGUGCUUGCUGCUAAAGAACUUGGCAUCUCCAUUGAAAAAGUACAUGAACCUCCCAGGAAGAUAGAACGAUUCACCCUUCUGAAGUCAAUACACAUUUUCAAGAAGCACAGAGUUCAGUAUGAAAUGAGGACACAUUAUAGAUGCUUGGAGUUAAAACAUUUAACUGGCAGUACAGCUGAUGUCUAUUUGGAAUACAUCCAAAGAAAUUUACCUGAAGGGGUUGCCAUGGAAAUAAAAAAGACCAAAUUAGAGAAACUACCAGAACAUAUUCAGAAGCCAGUUUGGGACAAGCUACCUUCAGUAGAAGAAACUGCAAGCACGUCAUGAAUUCUUCAUGUACUAAAGCUCUUCCACAUCUGUUAGCAACGGAAGCUCAUCCUGUGCCUGUUAACAUUUUAAACACAGCAUCUUCUCACAGGAGUUACUCUCUAUCCAACCUCAAACCCUGUCUUAAUUUUACAAACAAUACUUAGAAAUUAUGAUGAGACAGGUCAUUUGCUACGCUAAUUAUCAGUGAGUGUGGAUCCCAGCUCCAGGCAAUUAGCAGAAAGACUGGACUGCUGUGAAAAUGUUUUGUCUCUGUUUUUCUCUUUUCAAAGUCCUGUGUGGCCAAAACUUUAUAAAUUUACAUGAACAGAUCAUGAUGUACAGUAAUGGUUUAUUUGUGCAUAAGCACCACAGGACUUGUGAAUUUACUGUCACUGAGGUUGCUAUUUGAAGCACAUAUCUCAGAGCUCUUAUGUGACCUAUUACAUUUUAUUUAAAAUAUUUUUUGCUGGGGAGUCUCCUGAAAAAGGUUACAUUUAUCUUCUCUUGUUAUACUUGGCAAUUUGACAGUAAAAGCACAUUGACGAGAA
Caretta caretta (loggerhead turtle) is the source of this 3750-nucleotide messenger RNA. Lineage: Eukaryota; Metazoa; Chordata; Testudines; Cheloniidae. The record is from RefSeq and is a predicted model, not a curated record.